Phragmites australis (common reed) is the source of this 487-nucleotide messenger RNA. RefSeq lists its product as uncharacterized. Gene Ontology annotation, cellular component: ribosome. Gene Ontology annotation, molecular function: structural constituent of ribosome. Gene Ontology annotation, biological process: translation. The record is from RefSeq and is a predicted model, not a curated record. NCBI's taxonomy places the organism in Eukaryota, Viridiplantae, Streptophyta, Magnoliopsida, Poales, Poaceae. The coding region runs from base 163 to 486 and encodes 107 amino acids. The transcript has 2 exons.
CCUGCCUUCCCUUCCCGUUCGCGUCCUUCCGUAGGGCUUACCUGUCUCGCCGCCAGCCAACUCGUGCGCCGCCGCCGCCGCCUUCCCCUCCAGUUAUGCUCAGAGCAGGCACGCCGCGCGGGAGCUGAUCCGUUGUCAAGGGAGUCGCUUUCUCCGGCGGUGAUGAAGCCGGUGGUGGGGACUGUUGUGUCGAAGAAGAUGCGGAAGUCGGUGGUGGUGGCCGUGCACCACCUCUUCCAUUACAAGCUGUACAACCGCUACGUCACACGCACCUCCAAAUUUAUGGCGCACAACGAGGCCGAUGACUGCAACAUCGGCGACCGGGUUAGGCUGGAUCCUUCUAGGCCCUUGAGCAAACAUAAGCAUUGGGUUGUUGCUGAAAUUCUUCGCAGAGUUAAGGUGCAUGUUCCACCAUAUGCAACGGCUUCCAGUGAACGUGAUACCAAAUUUCAACAGGCUGGUGUUGCUACCAAAUCAUCCACCUGAG